AUGUCAGCGGUCGCCGCUGCCCGCGCUGAAUGGCGUGCUAUCGGGAUUUGCCUGUUCAUUACAAUCGCGGCCUUCCAAUUUGGAUUUGACUCUUCUUACUACUCCGGUAUUCUGGCUAUGGAGCCUUUCAUCAAGGCUUAUGGUCACUACGACACGACGACGGGCGGUUAUGUCCUCAGCUCAAGCAUGCAAUCCCUGACUACCAGCAUCAUCAAUGCCGGCGAGUUUGUUGGUGCUAUCUCAUCCUUCUUGAUAGACAACAAAUUCGGUCGUCGUGGAGGACUGUUCGUGUCAAGCGCUUUCGUGGUCAUAGGCGCGAUCUUCCAGGUCGCUGCUGAUAAUUUGGGCUUGUUGAUUACUGGAAGGCUGCUGCUAGGCUAUGCGGUGGGGCUGAUCUCUUGUCUGGUACCUUUGUACGUCGCAGACUGUGCCCCAGCCCAAUUCCGCGGUGCCCUCGUGUCUCUGUAUCAGUUCAAUAUCGGCCUUGGACUGUUGCUCGGAGUGAUUGUGGAUAACUCCACCAAAGAUCGCAACGACAGCGGGGCGUACCGCAUUCCAAUGGCAGUGCAGCUUAUCUUCCCGGUCAUUUUGGUUCCAGGCCUGCUCACUUUUGCCCCAGAGUCCCCACGGUGGCUGUUAUCCCAAGGGAAGGUUGAAAAAGCAAAGGAAUCUCUUCUACGGCUGCGUGGUGAUCGUCCGGACAUCAUUGAAUAUGAGAUGACGUACCUGACUGGGCUUGUCGAAGAAGAGCAGCGGGCCGAGGGCUUCUGGAAAGACUUGCUGAAGUGGAACAUGGACGGUCGCAAAGCCUAUCUUGGAAUCGCGCUUCAAGCGUGGCAACAGGGCUCUGGUAUCAAUUUCAUCACAAGUUACGGCAUUGUUUUCUUCAGUGCCAUUGGAAUGACAAACUCCUUCCUAAUCCAGUUAGGUCUCUACUUGGUUGCAAUGCCAGCCGUGUGGCUCAACCAGUACUGUGUGGAGCGCUACGGUCGUCGGUCCAUGAUACUCUUAUCAUGCAGCAUGGUUGCUAUCGUGUUGCUAAUCGUGGGAGGAGCUGGAACCGCGCCCGCCAAGUCUUUAGCAUUGGAUCGAACCAUUGUGGGCAUGGUCUAUAUCUUUAUGGUAGUCUUUAAUCUCGCCCUAGGACCUGCUGUCUGGGUUGUGACUUCGGAGAUCUCCACCGGCCCAAACCGUGGCAAACUUAUGGCGACAUCGACUGCGACCAACUGGUUUUGCAGUUGGAUGGUCACGUUCACCUUCCCGUACCUGUUCAACGCGGAUGCUGCUGGCCUCAGUGCUCGAGUUGGAUUCAUUUAUGGUUGCCUGAUGAUUGCAGCAGCAGUCUGGGUAUUUUUCUUCCUCCCGGAAACAUCCGGGAGGACGCUCGAAGAGAUCCAAAUUCUCUUUCAAAACGGUGUGCCAGCUCGCCAAUUCAAGUCUUAUGAAAUCGAGUCACCAGUAUCAAGUACAUUGGAAGAGAAGGGAAUGGCCUAUGUUACCGAAGUCGAUCGUGUAUAG
This is a messenger RNA of Penicillium daleae, 1518 nucleotides long. Its product is annotated as sugar porter family MFS transporter. The coding region runs from base 1 to 1518 and encodes 505 amino acids. Lineage: Eukaryota; Fungi; Ascomycota; Eurotiomycetes; Eurotiales; Aspergillaceae. The transcript is spliced from 5 exons. The record is from RefSeq and is a predicted model, not a curated record. Gene Ontology annotation, cellular component: membrane. Gene Ontology annotation, molecular function: carbohydrate:proton symporter activity. Gene Ontology annotation, biological process: carbohydrate transport; transmembrane transport.